AUGUCAUCGCCAUAUUACCUCUUUCUCUUCGAACGUUUCCAAAUGGAAAUACCAUACAAGCAGGAAAUGAUUCAUCUCUAUCCACCGUGGACAUACGCGAUCUCCAUAGGAUCAUGUUUAGUUUAUUUAUUUUUAAUUACCGCCGUUUUCCCAUGGUUUACAUCGAAACUAACGCCAAGCUUCAAGGAAUCCUUUGGAAAACUUCAUCAUGCAUUAUUAUUCUUGUAUUCCCUCUUUUCAUUUCUCGCUGCUUUCUAUCAUAUAGUUGUAACCGGAGAAAUCACCAGUUGGACACGUUAUAUCUGUGAUCCCUUACCUCCAUGGCUUCGUGCAGUAUCAAUCACGUUUACUUUAUCGAAAAUUUGGGAAUGGAUUGACACGGCCAUUCUAAUUUGGAAAGGGCAUUCAUUGAAAAAGAUUGGAUUUCUUCAUACGUAUCAUCAUGCGACAACAUUCUUACUCAUGUUAUGCGUUAUGAACUUACCCGGUCCAGAAAAAGGUGGAAUGUUAUUAAAUGGUUUCGUUCAUGUGCUCAUGUAUUAUCAUUUUGCAUUUCGUUUAUCGAAAAUUUUCCGACCAAUCAUUACAGGACUACAAAUUAUACAGUUGAUAACAUUAACAUACAUGUGGCAUAUCGUACCUGAUCUUUGUCCGAAUUAUCGGAAUUUUUCUCGUGAUCAUUUGAUUAUCUUUCUAGUUCCGUAUGCUCUGGUACCAGUUUAUUGUUUGUUUUUCUUGAAAUUUUUCAUAGAACAAUAUGUUUUUUCGCCCGGCAAGUCGUCUACCCGAAAAAACGACUAG
This is a messenger RNA of Adineta ricciae, 801 nucleotides long. The record is from the annotation of a GenBank genome assembly. Lineage: Eukaryota; Metazoa; Rotifera; Eurotatoria; Adinetida; Adinetidae.